Microsporum canis CBS 113480 is the source of this 4587-nucleotide messenger RNA. Its product is annotated as helicase SEN1. Gene Ontology annotation, biological process: termination of RNA polymerase II transcription. Bases 1 to 4587 code for a protein of 1528 amino acids. The transcript is spliced from 4 exons. The record is from RefSeq and is a predicted model, not a curated record. Gene Ontology annotation, cellular component: nuclear body. Gene Ontology annotation, molecular function: zinc ion binding; transcription termination site sequence-specific DNA binding; helicase activity. NCBI's taxonomy places the organism in Eukaryota, Fungi, Ascomycota, Eurotiomycetes, Onygenales, Arthrodermataceae.
AUGUUUGGAUUCAGCUGGUCUUUCCGUCGUAUUUCCAACAUGAAAACAUUUGCGUCGGCUCCUAGAAUGAUUAAAACGGGUACAGAUAUUAUCGAGGUAUUAUGCGAUUCCCAGACCGGAAUAUUGAGAACUCGGAAACUCAAUGAUUCGAAAGAAGUAUAUUUCUUGCAGAGGCUUUGGGAGUAUCAAUGGCUGGCACUCUCUACUAUCUUCACGCAAACGGAAAAAUGGCAUAGGAUGGGCGUUGAUAGGUCAACAAUGUUGGAAUUCUGCCGGGAUAGCAUCCAAUUUGCCGAGCUUCUCUUUGACCAACUCCCAAUCUUUGCUACUGCGGUUGGAGAAGCUGAUCCUACCCAAGCUGACUCUGCCAAAAGCACUCUUCUCCGAUACCCAACCACCACAAUGAAUGCCAUGGUAAAAUGGCUACGUCUGAAAGACGAGUAUCUUGCGACUACUUUGGUUGGGAUUGUUUCUAAGGUCCUUCGUAGACUCGGGGAUCUCAAUGCAACAGUUCAGGAGGAAGCUUUGGCUGUCAUCAAGGAUAUCGCUCUAACCGCAAAAAUCAAAACCAUCCUAACGGAUAGUGAGAAGGCAGAGCUUGUAAGAUCAUUGGAGGCAUAUUAUAAGAAACCUCUAGUCACACCUGCUCCUGUUCCUGCUCCCAAAAAGAGACAGAGCACAAUCACUUCUUUCGCCAAAUCUGUGGAUCCUUCAACUCUUGUCAAAUCAGAAUCGAAGACGAUCAAGGAGGGGGAACAUGACAGCGACCCUGAUAUCCCAGAUGACGUUUUGAUAGAGCUCUCUUCUUCUGUUGAACUUAAUAAGGCUCGAAUAGCUUCCCAGAAGAAGCCGACAACCCAACAUGCCCUACCUUCUAAACUAACACCAGUGGCACCAUUAGCCAAACCAACUCACAAUGUACUUUCCUUCCGUGAGAAGCGAGAGAGGGAAAAGGAGGCUAAAAAGAAACGUGACAUGAUAGAACUUGCCAAGGUGAAGAAAAAUUUGCCUCUGCGUGGUGUAGGUGAACAGACAGCUUCGCAAGGAUCUGGCUUGAAUGGCCUUAAUAUUGGUGUGAUAGAACAUAGACCCGCCGACAGUAUGAUGGUUUCUUCAGAUUCAGACUCUGAUUCUGAUAGUGACGAUAACGGAGAGGAAGAGGUCCUUGGAAAGAAAGUAUCUUCGAAACCAGAUGCUGUGAAGGCAUAUGAAGAAAGCCGAAAGAAACUCCUACAACGAGUACCGGUCAAGAAAACAAAGAUUGUGCGGUCUGCAAAGGAUAUGCGAGCUCGUCUUGCUCCUGACCUAUCGUCACUUCACAAGACUCUCCUGAGUUGGGAUUUCUUUACAGAAAGCGUUCUACCUCCAAAUUGUGGCCAAACAGACUACACUUUGGUUUCUAACAGUUUCGCAAAUGCACUAGAAUACCAAAAAACCUUUGAGCCGUUAUUGAUUCUCGAAGCCUGGCAAGGGUUCCAAACCGCUAGAGAGGACGCAACGUUUAAAGAAUUUGAAAUUAAAGUUGCAAAUCGUCUUUCGGUUGACUCGUUUGUAGAAGUCAGCACGAUCAUGGAUCCUUUACAAGUCAAAGACUUAGGUCUGGGAGAGGCUGAUUUGGUUCUAUUGUCUCGCUCAAACAAGCCUGCAACUGAGUCAAACGCUCCUCAUUGUCUAGCUAGAAUAUCUAGUAUUAAGAAAAAGAAAGGGGCAAUGGAAAUCUCUUAUCGCAUCAACCCCAAUGGCUCAAUGGCUAGCGGAAUUGGACCCGGUGGUGGAUUAUUCGGUGUGAAGAUUACAUCCCUCACACCCCUGGAACGAGAAUACGGGGCGUUGAUGGCUCUUCAAUAUUAUGACUUGAGCGAAGAAAUUAUUAAAGCGAAGCCGUCUCCAAUACUCAACUACGGCCCGGAAAGCCUGAAAACUAUUCUAGGCACAUAUGAUCUUAAUCCCGCACAGUCAAAGGCUGUAAAAUCGGCCGUGGAUAACGAUGCAUUCACAUUAAUCCAGGGGCCCCCUGGUUCAGGAAAGACAAAGACCAUUGUCGCGAUUGUUGGAGCUUUGUUAACACCUAUACUGGCAGAGCGAAGAAUAUCUCAACCGAAACCAACCAGCGAUCCAGCGCAGAUGAGCAAGUCAACCCCAUCAAAAAAACUCUUAGUCUGCGCACCUAGUAAUGCUGCUGUCGAUGAACUGGUGAUGAGGUUUAAAGAAGGAAUAAAGACAAUUAGCGGGAAAAUCCAGCCUAUCUCUGUCAUCCGACUUGGUCGAAGCGAUGCUAUCAAUACUAAUGUACUAGAUGUUACAUUAGACGAACUAGUCAAUGCUAAAUUGAACCAGACAGGCCAAAAGAAAAACGGGGAGGAGCGUGAUUUACAGAGCUAUUUUACUGAACACAAGGAGACUUCUACCAAAUUCACAGAAAUACGACAAAGGAUUGACCAAUGUCGAGCGAGGGGGGAACCGGUCUCAACUGAGCUCGAACGGGAAUUUGAUCUGUUGAAACGAAAGAAGGCUCAGCUAAGCCAGGCAAUUGACAAUGCUAGAGACAAGAAUCAUUCCGCAGCCCGGAAUGCGGAGUUGACACGAAGGCGAAUACAACAAGAAAUAAUUGACGGAGCCCAUGUCAUCUGCUCGACCCUUAGCGGUAGUGGUCACGAAAUGUUCCAAAGUUUAAGCAUUGAAUUUGAGACCGUCAUCAUAGACGAAGCCGCCCAGUCCAUUGAGCUGAGUGCUCUUAUUCCUCUUAAAUACGGAUGCUCAAAGUGUGUUCUAGUCGGGGAUCCCAAACAGCUACCGCCAACAGUGUUAUCAAAGGAGGCAUCUCGGUUCCAGUACGAGCAAAGUUUGUUCGUCCGGAUGCAAGCAAAUCAUCCAAAUGAUGUUCAUCUACUAGACACACAGUAUCGAAUGCAUCCGGAAAUUAGCAAGUUCCCCAGCCAGGCAUUUUAUGACGGAAAGUUGCAAGAUGGCCCUGGAAUGGGCCCGCUGCGGAAAAAGCCAUGGCACGGAAGUGAACUACUUGGUCCCUACAGAUUUUUUGAUGUUCAAGGAAUGCACUCUAAUGCUGCUAAAGGUCACUCUUUAGUAAACAUUGCAGAACUUACGGUCGCAAUGCGCCUCUACGACCGACUUUUAGCUGAUUAUAAAAAUUACGACUUCACGGGAAAAAUUGGGAUAAUUACGCCGUAUAAAGGCCAAUUAAGAGAGCUCAAAGCUCGAUUUGCAGCAAAGUACGGCGGUUCAAUAUUUACAGCUGUCGAGUUUAACACCACAGACGCGUUCCAGGGAAGAGAAUGUGAAAUUAUUAUCUUCUCAUGUGUCCGAGCAUCCAGCCGCGGAAUAGGUUUCUUGUCUGAUAUUCGUCGAAUGAACGUUGGUUUAACGCGAGCUAAAUCGUCGCUUUGGGUGCUCGGGAACUCUCAAUCCCUCGUACAAGGCGAAUUUUGGAGGGCCCUGAUUCACGAUGCACAAGGGCGUGAUCUCUAUACAGAAGGAGAUAUCAUACGGAUCCUACAAAAACCCCAGAUAAGUUUGGAUAUGGAGCUAAAUAAUGUUGAGAUGGUGGAUGCGCCAGUAGAAUCCGGCGUUGUCUCGGACCCUUCGUCACGACCAGGCUCAUCUUUGGCAGGCGGCAGCAUCUCCCGGCCAGCGUCCAGAACAUCAAACCCCCAGUCUGCAGAAUCGUUACCAAGUGACCCAUUAUCAAGAAGUGCGGCUAGCACCCCUAUUCCUUGCCUUCCAAACGGCCCUUCAGGUGGGAAGAGUGGGUUAAAUGAAUUGGCCAUGUGUGGAUAUUGUGGAAACCAUCAGCAUAUGACACACAACUGCGAUAACAUUGAGGCUAAGAUAGCUUCUCAAGGGACUUGCAGAAGGUGCGGUGACGAAACCCAUUCCAUACGGGAUUGCAAAGCAUUACGCUGCAUAGAAUGCGGAGAAACAGGCCAUAUCGCGAAAGACUGCACGUCUGAGACGGUUCUACGCAAAUGGGAGAAGAAUAAGAUCAUGAGGGAGGAAGCGCAUCACAAGAGCAUGCAGCAAGCAAGGGUAGAAAGGCAAAAGCAGAAGGCCCUUGCUGCUCAUGAUCCAAAAAUCCCCCUUAUACAGGUUCCUGGAAAGAAACCCGCAGCGGAGAGCAACACAGACUCGCAGCGUAAUGGCCCUGGGAAAAGGAAACGAUCCGAUUUAAGCGUUUCCCAAGCUUCGAGCGACCCUAAGAUAAUGCGACUUGACCAGAACACCGCAUCUUCAACUCCUCUGAAAGAGCCUAGGGGAAAAAAGCAAGACGGCAGUUCCUCUGCAGCAGCACAGAUACCGGCCAUCAAUUCGUCAAAAGUUCCGAGAGGACGAAAAGCAGAUCCUCACAGUGUUGCGCCGCCCCCAAGUGACCUUGUAAUACCGUCGAGAGACAGCCACGAGAAUCGCCCAAUAUCUACCGAACCGGCGACCCAAAUGACUAAUAAGCCCGGAGAUCCCAGCGGACACUCUUCAGGCCCUCCAAUACGGCCAAGAGGCGAUAGACGACCUCCUCCGCCUCCAAUGCGCAAAAAAAAACCUGCGGACGUGUUUAUUCGUCCAAAACGCAGGUAA